Messenger RNA from Neogale vison (American mink), 1070 nucleotides. It is a transcript of the gene C9H9orf153, whose product is annotated as chromosome 9 C9orf153 homolog. The transcript is spliced from 5 exons. The record is from RefSeq and is a predicted model, not a curated record. NCBI's taxonomy places the organism in Eukaryota, Metazoa, Chordata, Mammalia, Carnivora, Mustelidae. The coding region runs from base 1 to 1035 and encodes 344 amino acids.
AUGGCAUCAAAAGAUGAGAAAUCGAAGCAGGACGUGAACAAAAUAGUGGACCUAAGUAACACGGUCAGCGGCCAGGUCAGAGUGACCGCCCACCUCAUCGGGCAGGCACCAGCCUGUGCUCCUAGCAGUCGGGCCGUGCUGCGUGUUCUAGCACCAAGAUGGCUGCGCUUUCUAAGAAGUUGUCUUCGAGGUCGUGACACUUACUUAGGAAUCAGAGGACAAAGUCCCCUCACGAUGUUUCUUAGUAAUGACACCAGUCCGGAGGAAGGCGGGGCGGCGGCGGAGUCUCCCGGGUGUUCGCUGCCAGAAUUGUAUGCUUCUGUCGAGGACUUUAUUAAGGAGAGCAAGAAAUCAAAUCUCCCCAAAACUCACAGUAUUUCACCGAACAAAGCACAGAAAAUGCUUAGUCAAAACCUGAAUGCCAUGUCAGUUAGUGGAACCGACGACGUGAGGGAAGGAGACGCCCAGCCUCUUUUCGUGUGCAAGGUGGUGAGAAGAGAGGAGGAGAAACCAGACUCUAUGACCGAAAUCCUGUACCGAAGCUUGUUGACACCCUCGCUGUCUCCGGUAGAGAGACUCACCAAAUCCCAGCAGAGGCUCUUCCGGCAUGGGAUUCCUCCUCCCGCACACACUUUUCCCUAUGAGAUUCUCAUCGAACACUCCAAAUCCUCAUCACCAGUCCCUGUCCCCGUAAAGGAGAAGACUCAGGGUGCCAACACAUUAGGCAUGCUGGGCAUUUCCAGGAUCAGGCCAGAAAAUUUUGUCUUUGCAGACAGAAUUGCUAAGUACUUCUUAGUUAAUCCAGAGAAACAAUUCAUGGAUCUAAGGGAUCUGGAAUGGAGAUACUACAAGGGGCUCACGUCAUGGAAGCACGGUACUAAAGAUCCAUUCAUAGACAUAAAAUACGACAGUGAGAAGAGAUUUGUGGACAGCCAGCAGAUGCCUGGUGUCAUUUGCCCCCCUGUAGUUUGUAGGUCUUUAUUCAUUUACCCUCAGGUUGAUUACCCCCCCAAAAUGCGGCUUCUUCUUAAAUGAAAUAUGUUGUUUAUUAAAAUACUUUGGACAUGGGU